Molecule: messenger RNA, 3804 nt
Organism: Nomia melanderi (Alkali bee)
Lineage: Eukaryota; Metazoa; Arthropoda; Insecta; Hymenoptera; Halictidae
Product: protein sneaky
Cellular component (GO): membrane
Source: RefSeq, a predicted model, not a curated record
AUUCAAGACUAUGCUUUUCCAGGAAUAACGUCCGAUGCCAAUUAGGUUUUCAAACAGUUGCUUUUGCAUUUAUGAACAUCAAGGCACAUACUGAAGAAUUGUGUAUGUUAUUUUUAUGUCUCGUGGUUUAGAUAAUGCUAUGCAGCUUGAAAAAAGGAAUGUUUAGAAUGUUAUAGAAAUUUUUAUAAUUUUUAGAACGAAGUUUUUAUGACAAAUGGAUACAAUGACACACAGAAAUGUCAAUUAAACGAAUAACUUCUAAAGUAGUUGCUAUAAAAAGAUAAGUCACAAAUUUACAAAUAAAUUAUUCGAAUAGCUGGCAUAAAAGAAUUUUGUAAAUUUAAUUUAUGAUUACAAAUGGAAUGAAGGGUAAACAUUUACAUUUGCAAAUAUGUUCAUUUUCAUACAUGUUCGUACAAGAUCCUCAUACUAUAUAAUACACAUAUAGUACGUGUAUAAUAAGAAAAAGAGUCAUUUGUUUGACGAAUUAAGAACUGUCACCAUUCAUUGAAAGAACUAUUAUAAAACAUAACGCAAAGAGUCUUAGAACAUUUCAUAAAGUAACUAUUACUUGAAAACUUUUAACAUAUCACUUCGUGUGACAUUGAAUUUAAUGAUAUAAGGAAAAAAGAACUUACACGAACAUAGAAGUCAAGCAUUUCUUCUUAACCAUGAAACGAACAAUAUUCAAUUUAGAAUUAUUAAUUAAAAAGCGAUGAAAUUAAAUGAUCUUAUAGAAAGAAAAAGAUGGAGAGUCAGACCAAGUUUAGCCGUCGAGUGGACCUAUUCAAAAAGUCCUUUUUCAAAUAUUAUUUAAAUCAUUUUCCAACCUUAUUUCACAUUUGCUACGACCCAAUUGGCACACAUAGAAAAUCACGUGCCUUCAUAGGUUUCUUAUAUGGCUUCUCCAUGGCUGUUCUCCUUUACGAAUGUAUCAUCGUUGACCUCCGUUUCGAUAAAUACACUAGUUUCGCUCUUGCCAUAAUUUUAGCCACGAUGCUGUCCGUUGGAUGCGCCUCAUCGAUUCAGAUGAGAUGCAUUUGUGCUUUGACAAUACCCGCUUUCUUCGGUCGUUCAGGUCGCAGCAUGUUAAGAGCAUUAGUUUUUGGGUACAUAAUCGCUGGUCCGCUCUUUAAUAUGGUAUAUAACGCGAAAGAAGUGGUGAGAUCAUUUGCCUGCACCUCCCAGUUGACCUAUAAUCUUACCAAGACGCGGUUCGAUUUGAUGUUCAAACCAUUUCAACAGGCUAUCCUUUCAAUGAAAUCUGACGGAGAAGAAAUAAAAGAUACGCUGUCUUCGAUAAGGGAUCUCAUGAGUCCCAUUGUGGAGGAAAUUGAAGGUGAAGAAGAAAUGCAACGUUUGAACGAGGAAAAUGAUUAUCUGGAUGAGUUACAAGGUGACACGAAGAGAAGUAAAGAAAUUGAAGAGAAGCACGAGAAGAAACUCGAAGAAGCUCGAUCGGUCGCUGAUGUGUAUGAAGCGAAAUACAAGCAAAAGAUAGAAGCUCGUUGCGAGGAACAACUCAGCAAGGGUGCAGACAGGUGUAGGGAAAUGUUUAGUGAUGCUUACGACAAAUGUUACGAUAAAGUAAGCAUGUUUGCUGCGUGGCUUCUCUGUUGGCCGAUGAAGCUGACUUUCGUUUGCAAUUUGGUCCAGGCAUUGGGUGGUUCUAGCAUCUGCGAUCCGGAAGGAAAGGUUGAUAGCGGUAUUGGUGAAGGUUAUGCCGCUUUAAAAAAUGCGCGGAACGAGUUCUCCAGAAGCCUAAAGGACGCCAAGCUGCAGUACAAAAUAAAAAAGCCUUCAGUGAUCCUAGAUCUGCAGGAUUCCGCCUACGCGGCUAAGGCCGUUGUACACCAAUUUACAACAAGAGCGAGGCUCUUCGAAUCUGUAAUGGUCGCUAUAAAAAGAUGCUUGUCCUUUAUAUUUCUGAAGAUCAUCCUCAGCGCUCAAACCUAUCACGACAAGUACUUAAACGAUAUCGAACACGAUAACGUUUACGUGACGCCGUAUUUCCGAAGGAUUGACGCGAGAAGGAAGGCACGCGGCAGUUUGACGUUGCUGCCGUUAAAGAAGAUCGAACGGAAAAAAUUCAUCGACCCUUACAGCCUGAAACCGGGCAAAGCAGAGGCUUUCAAUUUAACUGGUCAGAUGAUCAAGCUGCUGCUCGAGAUAAUAACAGCGAGCAUUUUCGUCAUUUUGGACUCAUUAUUCUACGAAGUGUUGGACAUGAUUGGAAGGCAUGCUUAUAUAGAAUAUACUCAGGCAGGACAUCACGACCUAGCAUUAGAAAUUAAAGGGACAGGGGUGAUAGCAACCCUGAUCAGAAGCGCGGUUCGCGGGUUUAACGUGAAGAAGCGUAUAAAAACCGUGACGACGAACAGCGCUUGUCUUCCGAGGCCAACGAAACUGGAGGGCUACGUGCUGUUGAAGAUCUACGGGACGUUCUUCGGCAUUUUUCUAUUGAUCGUCGGAUCGAUUUACACGCAGAGGACGCGUCGAGGCAUCUGCUCGUUCUUCUACAGAAAAAGAGAAAAGAGGAGAACGCUGUAUCUGUACAACGAAAGUUUGCGAAGGCGGAUCGGUUUCGUGAAAUUCAUGAAGGCGAAGGUGAAACGGUUGGUCAGGAUGCGUCGCUUGGAGUACGAAGUUGAUUUCUGGAUGACGAUGAGACAGAAAUGGCCGGCUUUGUUCGAUUGGCUGAAAUUUUUCGCCUGCGCGCGGGAGAGAUGUCUGAUUUGCGGCGAAGUGGAGCCGAGAAAAGGGCCAAGGUAUCGACAAUGCACAACAUCGGGUUGUCCCUUCGUGCAUUGCGCCGAGUGUUGGAGGGACAUGGACAAGAUCUGCUACGCAUGUGCCGUGUGGCCGGAAACUGACUCUGAUGAGAAUGACACACAGUACACUGAAUUUUAACUGAUACAUCUGGAACGGAUGGGAACUACUUAAUUCCCGAACUCUAAUUUUCUAGUGUUGUUCCUAGUUUCAGUUUCUCAGGGGACGCUGUAGUUCAGAAUGCCAUACUAUAGUUCCCAAGGCGAUACUGUAAUUCUAAGGCGAUAUUAUAAUUUUUGAGGUAAUACUUGUAGGUUCUAAACUGGCCCUUAAUACUUAAGGUAACAGUAUAGUUCCCAAGGUGAUAUUGUGAUUUUCAAAGUUAUACUGGAGUUUCUAGACUAACAUGUAGCUUCCAAAUACUGUGGUUCCAAGACUAAGCUGCAGUUCCUAAGACUAUAGUUUCCAAGGCGAUACUAUAGAUUCCAAGUUGGCAUUGUAGUUUUCUAGGUGAUGCUACAGUUCUAAAGGUGAUACUGUAAUUUUCAAAGCAAUACUGCAGUUCCCAAAGCAAUAAUGUAGUUCCUGGAGUGAUAUAUGGUUUUCAGAGCGAUACUGUGGUUCCAAAAUAAUGCUGUAGUUGCUAAGACGCUAUAGUUCCUAAAGCGAUACGUAGUUCCGAAACAAUAUUAUAGUUCCUAAGACGAUACUGUAGUCGCCAAAGCGACCGCGAUAUUCGCUCUUAGUCAGGAAUUACAACUCCCAAUCGUCUUGAAUGUGUUAAUAUCAUUUGUUACGAGAAGGACAUUUGUUCUUGCAAAAUCUUCUUUUCUAAUGAUGGAUUAGUUGAUUGUAUUUAACCCUUUUGAUAUCAGUUAACUGACUUAUUGGUCUUCGGUGUCAUGCGAACAUUGUCACAACCAGAAGUCCUGAUCUCGUUUGUUUAUGUUCAGACUAUCAUCUACUUAGGGCUAUGCUAAUUAAUUUUUCGCCUGAGACAAAGGACAAUACGGGGAUUCUAAGGUUCAAAUAAUA